This is a messenger RNA of Neocloeon triangulifer, 4613 nucleotides long. RefSeq names its product protein argonaute-2 (gene AGO1). The transcript is spliced from 11 exons. NCBI's taxonomy places the organism in Eukaryota, Metazoa, Arthropoda, Insecta, Ephemeroptera, Baetidae. The coding region runs from base 282 to 3074 and encodes 930 amino acids. Gene Ontology annotation, molecular function: RNA binding; protein binding. The record is from RefSeq and is a predicted model, not a curated record.
UCGUCAGAGGCAGGGAAAGCAAGCAGAUUUUAUUGAUUGCAGAGUGAGUGAGUGAAGUGAAGUCUGCGUCUGGCCCAGCACCACUUUCGGCCCGAAUAUAUCGUUGUUGUUGCGCGAAAUGCGUGUGCCCGUCCGCUUGGCGUGUUCGACCCCCAGGCCCGGCUAAACGCGAGCGCAGACGAGGAAAAAAAACGUACCCCACCGGCCGCCGACGACAAACGCAAGAAGAAGGAGUUUUGACACUGCCGCCGAAUAUUAUAUUCGUGUAGCCGCGCCGAGAAAUGACGAGCACGGAAAGGAUCAACGUGCCCUUGGGCAGCCCCACCGAGCCAGUUCAGACGGGCUCGACAAUUUUGUCAUCGGGGCAGGGAUUGGCAAGGAGCGCUUGUGGAUACGGUAUGUCUCCCCCUCCAGGGCCUCCAGGUCCUGGGCCGGUGGGGCCCCCUGCCGUUGUCCCAGCUGCAGGCAUUAACCCUGCGUUGCCCCCAGCAGCGCCCAAUCCGGCAGCACCAGCAGAUGUGCCAGUAUUCAUGUGUCCAAGAAGACCAAACUUGGGCCGUGAGGGCCGGCCCAUCCUGCUGAAGGCCAACCACUUCCAAAUAACAAUGCCGAGGGGCUUUGUGCACCACUAUGAUGUCAAUAUCCAGCCAGACAAGUGUCCCCGCAAGGUCAACAGGGAGAUCAUAGAGACCAUGGUGCAAGCCUACUCUAAGCUCUUCGGCACCAUCAAGCCUGUCUUUGACGGCCGCAACAACCUGUACACCCGAGACCCUCUGCCCAUCGGCAACGACAGGGCCGACCUGGAAGUCACCCUUCCAGGUGAAGGCAAGGAUAGAGUCUUCAGGGUCACAAUCAAGUGGGUGGCCCAGGUCUCUUUGUCCGCUUUGGAAGAGGCCUUGGAAGGAAGGACCAGGCAAAUUCCCUUCGAUGCAAUAUUGGCCCUUGAUGUUGUGAUGCGUCACUUGCCAUCAAUGACUUACACUCCAGUCGGCCGCAGCUUUUUCUCAUCUCCUGAUGGCUAUUAUCAUCCUCUGGGAGGAGGUCGUGAAGUUUGGUUUGGUUUCCAUCAGUCUGUUCGUCCUUCCCAAUGGAAGAUGAUGCUGAACAUUGAUGUUUCUGCAACUGCUUUCUACAAGGCCCAACCUGUGAUUGAGUUCAUGUGUGAGGUGCUCGAUAUCAGGGAUGUCAACGAGCAAAGAAAGCCACUUACUGACUCUCAAAGAGUAAAAUUCACCAAGGAAAUCAAAGGUCUGAAGAUUGAGAUCACUCACUGUGGUGCCAUGAGGCGCAAGUACAGAGUCUGCAACGUCACAAGGAGGCCAGCUCAAAUGCAAUCCUUCCCUCUCCAGCUCGAAAACGGACAGACUGUUGAAUGCACUGUGGCCAAGUACUUCCUUGAUAAGUACAAGAUGAAACUUCGCUAUCCCCACCUUCCAUGCCUUCAAGUUGGACAGGAACACAAGCACACAUACUUGCCUCUUGAAGUGUGUAACAUUGUUGCUGGACAGAGGUGCAUCAAGAAGCUUACAGACAUGCAGACGUCGACCAUGAUCAAAGCAACAGCCAGAUCUGCUCCAGAUAGGGAAAGGGAAAUCAACAACCUUGUGAGGCGGGCUGAUUUCAACAACGACUCUUACGUCCAAGAAUUUGGAUUGGCAAUCUCAAACAACAUGAUGGAAGUGAGAGGACGAGUCUUGCCCCCGCCAAAACUGCAAUACGGAGGACGGGCCAACUCCAUCAGUGGCCUGGUAAAUACCUGUGUGAAGCAACAAGCUCUGCCUAACCAAGGCGUCUGGGACAUGCGUGGCAAGCAGUUCUUCUCUGGUGUUGAAAUCAGAGUUUGGGCAAUUGCCUGCUUUGCUCCUCAGCGUACUGUGCGCGAAGACGCCUUGCGCAACUUCACCCAGCAGCUGCAGAAGAUAAGCAAUGACGCUGGUAUGCCCAUCAUUGGCCAGCCUUGCUUCUGCAAGUAUGCCACUGGACCUGACCAGGUCGAGCCCAUGUUCCGCUACCUGAAGACAACAUUCCCCGGGCUGCAACUGGUGGUUGUCGUUCUGCCCGGCAAGACUCCAGUCUACGCUGAGGUCAAGCGUGUUGGUGACACCGUCCUUGGCAUGGCGACGCAAUGCGUGCAGGCCAAGAAUGUGAACAAAACAUCGCCCCAGACGCUGUCCAACCUGUGCCUCAAGAUAAACGUCAAGCUUGGUGGUAUCAACAGCAUCCUGGUUCCCAGCAUCCGACCCAAGGUUUUCAACGAACCAGUCAUCUUCCUUGGCGCCGACGUCACACACCCACCAGCCGGUGACAACAAGAAGCCAAGCAUUGCCGCUGUUGUGGGGUCCAUGGACGCUCAUCCUUCUCGCUACUCGGCCACUGUUCGGGUUCAGCAGCACAGGCAGGAGAUCAUUCAGGAACUCAGCUCCAUGGUCAGGGAGCUGCUUAUAAUGUUCUACAAAAGCACCGGUGGGUACAAACCAAAUAGGAUCAUUCUAUAUCGAGAUGGUGUCUCGGAGGGUCAAUUCCUGCAUGUGCUCACUCAUGAAUUGACUGCUAUUCGCGAGGCCUGCAUCAAGCUGGAAGGCGAUUACAAACCAGGCAUCACCUUCAUUGUUGUCCAGAAGAGGCAUCACACCAGGCUAUUCUGUGCAGACAAGAAAGAGCAGUCGGGCAAAUCUGGCAACAUCCCCGCCGGUACAACAGUGGACGUGGGCAUCACUCAUCCAACAGAGUUUGACUUCUACCUGUGCAGUCACCAGGGCAUCCAAGGAACGAGCCGUCCGAGCCACUACCACGUUUUGUGGGACGACAACCACUUCGACGCCGACGAGCUGCAGUGCCUGACCUACCAGCUGUGCCACACCUACGUCCGCUGCACCCGCUCCGUCUCUAUUCCGGCGCCGGCCUACUACGCUCACUUGGUGGCAUUCAGGGCACGUUACCACCUGGUCGAAAAAGAGCACGACAGUGGCGAGGGCUCGCACCAGUCCGGCUGCAGUGAAGAUCGCACUCCUGGCGCCAUGGCACGCGCCAUCACUGUGCAUGCCGACACCAAGAAAGUCAUGUAUUUUGCCUGAGCAAGUAUUAUUCCAUGCAGGCAGCCGUACCUUCUCUUGUCACCACACAUCAUGUUUUUUCUACUGCAUAUAUUUUUUGAUUCUUUUGACACGUGGAAUCGGCCCAUUCCAUAAAACACAUCCAACUACACGAAUAGAAGAGUUCCAUUGUAUUUUUGUCUCUCGAACUUGAUUGGGGUAUCUGAAAGUGUUGUAAAUCAAGUUAUUUUUGAGGUUGACACAACUUGCCAGAUUAACAGCUGAAAAAUCCAAAUUUUUCUAAUUCUAGAAGGACCUCUUCUUGUCGCUUUGUUUCUUGUGAUGUUCUUUGGGGUUCGGACUUCUUUUUUGUUUAAGGAAUGUAAAGCAACGAGGGCUGCACAAAUCAAGUAGUAUUUACGUUUCACUGAGGAAAUGCCAGAAAUCAUGUAAAGCGAAGAAAAUGUUGUGUUGUUGUGCUCUUAGUGUUUGUAACUCAUUUCCAUUGAUAAGGAAAAUUGUGAAAAUUUGACCACACAAUAUUUAUUCGCAAUGGCUCUGUUGAUUAGAAUCGACUAUGGAAUUAAUUUAGGAAAGCACUGAACAACGUUUUAGUCACCUUGUGUUCUGACUUGCAAAUGACGUAGAUGUUAGACGUUAAAUCAAGAUCUAUUAUUUCUUUUUAAAAUUAAUGCAGCCAAGAGAAUUCAACAAGAUAGAAUACUGUUGAUUUCUGGUCCCAUGAAAUAUCAGAACCAGUUAUUUGCUGACAUAAAAUUAUUGAACAUACGAAUUCUCUUGGCCUUUUAGAAAAUCCAUGGUUUUAUAAACCCUGUGACUUAACGGAAGCGAAUAAGAAAUGUCCAAGGAAGGAAUUCUGGCUGAAUUCCUUCAUUGCCAAUAACAAUUACUUUGAUGGAAAUUAUUCCGAACCCUGCCUUUUAUUAUUUUGUAAGCUGUCGUGUGUAGCUGUUACUAAAGAAGCAAAAAUGUAAUCAUACUAAUUAUGACAAGGUCAUGUAAUAAAUGAGAAAUUAAAGUAAGCAAGAAAUAGGAAAAGGGUCCACGGAGAGCCGUGACAACCUCUCAACUGCAUAGGCAGUCCCGUGCACAAUCAGCUUUUCAGACAACUGCUCGAGGCUACCUUUCGUGCGGCUUCACAGGACCUCCACGGCGCUCUGUUGCCCUUGCCACCACCAUUAUUAUUCACGUAAAUUGACAAUGAUUUGCCCCCCGAAUUGGCGCUCCUGAUUGAUACUUACUAUAACGUUGUAGAAUGUACUUUGUAUCGCAUUAAUAUAAUUAUAGUCUUGGAUUUUUCCUCAAGUUUCUCUCCGUUUUACAAUUGAAUCAAUUGGUUAUUCAAUUAUGAUCACACACAGUGCUGGCAGUUAAUUGGUCGCAACAAAACUGAUCGCAAGCGCUGCUGAAAGAGAACAAAUCAUGAAAACGAAUUUGCUAUUCAAUUAUCCAUUAAUCGUGCUUUGUGGCGUUAGUAAUUAUACUUACAUUCAUAUAAAGAUUACUUCAUUGUCUUAAAAGAAUAAAAUCGUCUAUCGUUUAAACUUCAACUAAUGCUUC